AUGAUGUUAUCAGAAGGAAAUCAAAGCAGCACACUCACGUUUACUCUCUUGGGUUUUUCAGAAUACCCAGAAUUUCAGGUUCCACUCUUUCUGGCUUUCUUGUCCGUCUACACAGUCACUGUGGUGGGGAAUUUGGGCAUGAUAAUCAUCAUCAAGGUCAAUUCAAAACUCCACACAAUCAUGUAUUUUUUCCUGAGUCACUUGUCCUUUGUAGAUUUAUGUUAUUUGAGUCACUUGUCCUUUGUAGAUUUCUGUUAUUCCACCAUAGUUACACCAAAACUGUUGGAGAACUUGGUUGUGGAAGACAGAACCAUCUCUUUGUCAGGCUGCAUCGACAGAACCAUCUCUUUCUCAGGCUGCAUCACACAAUUUUCUUUCACUUGCAGUUUUGGAGUGACAGAAACUUUCAUGCUAGCAGCGAUGGCCUAUGACCGUUUUGUGGCUGUUUGUAACCCUUUGCUAUAUACCACUACUAUGUCUCAGAAGCUGUGUGCUCUUCUGGUGGGUGGGUCUUACACAUGGGGUGUAGUGUGUUCCCUGACACUCACAUAUUUUCUUCUUACACUGUCCUAUUGUAAGUCUAGCAUCAUGAAUAAUUUUUUCUGUGAAUACUCUGUAGUUAUUUCUGUCUCCUGCUCAGACCCCUAUAUUACCCAGAUGGUAUGUUUUAGUAUUGCUGUAUUCAAUGAGGUGAGCAGCCUGAUG
Messenger RNA from Galeopterus variegatus (Sunda flying lemur), 705 nucleotides. Its product is annotated as olfactory receptor 5D13-like. The annotation marks the transcript as partial. Gene Ontology annotation, cellular component: membrane. Gene Ontology annotation, biological process: G protein-coupled receptor signaling pathway; sensory perception of smell. Lineage: Eukaryota; Metazoa; Chordata; Mammalia; Dermoptera; Cynocephalidae. The record is from RefSeq and is a predicted model, not a curated record. Gene Ontology annotation, molecular function: G protein-coupled receptor activity; odorant binding; olfactory receptor activity. The transcript has a single exon.